AUGCUGUUUCAUAAGCUUUCUUUAUACUCGUUCCUCGCUGUGAUUGCUGCAUCACCAAUCACCUGCCUUGCAGAUGCUGAAAAAGCCGUCGCUGGAGUCAACAUUUUUGCCAGUAACCUGAGGGAAGCGCAUCAAGCCCUUCAAAGUUACGGUGACGGCCAGGUUACCGGCUACACUGUUGCCAAAAAGUUCGACCACGCACAUAGGUCCGCAAAAAAAGCGAACCUGCAACUCAGAGAGGCUGGACCACUCUCGGCUCCCGACGCCCGCAAAGUGGUUGAUGCUUAUAACCAGCUGCAGCCAGAGACGUUAGGAGUUCUCAGGACCGUGUCGGAAAAGGCUACUUCCAUGAAAAGCAAGGUCGGCGUGGCUUACGUGGCGCAAGGAAUCGUGGGUAACUUCCAGGAUGAAAACAAUGCCUUCCACGAUACUCUACGACAGAAUCUUCCAAAAGACCAGCAGGAAUCACUUUCGCCUAAUAUGUCUAAGGUAGACAGUGCAUUCACAGAUACCAGAAAGGCUAUUGAUGUUUAG
Molecule: messenger RNA, 534 nt
Organism: Penicillium cinerascens
Lineage: Eukaryota; Fungi; Ascomycota; Eurotiomycetes; Eurotiales; Aspergillaceae
Exons: 2
Coding region: 1-534 (177 amino acids)
Cellular component (GO): extracellular region
Source: RefSeq, a predicted model, not a curated record